AUGGAUUUUUACAAGACUGAUGCUGUGGAACUGCUUCUUUCCCCUCGCUUUGUCUCCGCAAUUUCCAGGCCAACUGUACUGUUUGGCUUUGCCUGCGCAUUCUUACUCUUCCAACUACUACUUUGGACAGUCCGGUACUCUCGCAAGACUACCAAGCCUCUUGCCAAUAUACCCGGUCCCUCGGGCUGGCCAUUGGUUGGCAUUGGGCUGGACCUGCCCGCCCGGCCUCGGCAGCUGUUGAACCGCUGGGCGGCGCAGUAUGGGGAUACAUUCAAGGUUCGCGUGGGUUGGUAUAACUGGGUGUUCUUUAACAGCCCAGAUGCAGUCAAGGAAGUCUUUGAUAGACAGGCCGCCGUCACAUCCGGCAAACCGCCCCUGCCCAUCGCACAAGAGUUCUGCCUGAGGGGUGAGGGUGUGCUGCCCAUGACUUAUAGUACAAAAUGGAAGCGGCUUCACGCGUUUCUGAAACAGCUCCUCAACGCCAAGGCAUCCGCAGCAUUCAUCCCAAGCCAGGAGUUUGAAAUCAAGCAACUCCUCUGGGAUCUCAGCCAUGAAGCGAACAAUGAGGGGCGCAAUAGCACCGACUUCUACAGACAUAUCCGCCGCAUGACCUUUUCCAUAGUCAUGACAUCGGCAUACGGGCUCCGAAUCCCCAAGUGGGACUGCCAGGAAGUCCGCGACGUCUACGGCAACAUGCGAAUGCUGUCUAUCAUUCUGAGUCCUGGAGUCUUCUGGAUUGAUGUAUUCCCACCUCUGAACUGGCUGCCGCGGUUCUUGUUCCCCUCGUGGCCAAAGGCCAAGUUCAUGGCUGAAAAGAUGCACGGCAACAAAAUGAGGCACUGGAACAAUCUGAAGGAACGUAUCGCCGCAGAUAAUGCCCCAGAGUGUUUUGCCAAGGACCUCAUGGAGUCAAACUACCGCGAAUAUGGUCUAGAGGAGGAGAGUAUCUCAUGGUUAGCCAGUGCUGUCCCCGAAGCGGGAGCUGAGACGACCGCCAGCGCGUUGAAUGGCAUGAUCCGGUACCUGGCAAUGUUCCCAGAGGCACAGGCACGGGCAUUCGAGGAGGUGACGCGGGUCCUGGGUGAUGGGCGGAUGGCGACCCUGGCCGAUGAGCCGGAAAUGCCCUACAUCAAGGCUGUUAUCAAAGAGACUCUGCGGCUAUGUCCGGUCGCUACUACGGGGCUUCGGCGCAUGGCGGAUGGGGACGUACACUACCGCGACCAUCAGAUUCCUAAGGGUACCAUUCUCCUCGCUAAUCUGAAUGCUCUGCACUGGGACCAUGAACGCUUCCCAGAUCCCUUUGGCUUCAGACCUGAGCGCUACCUUAAUCACCCGCAACGUUCUGCGGUGUAUGCCGCAGGUGGUGAUAUCUUCGCCCGCGACCAUUUUACCUUUGGCGCUGGCCGUCGUAUUUGCCCGGGGAUUCACUUGGCUGAGAAUGGGCUCUUCUUGGCGGUGUCCAAUCUCAUCUGGGCCUAUGAAUUCCGGUUGCCGUUAGAUGAUAAGGGAAACGAGGUUCCCUUGGAUAUCAGCGACGAAGGUUUUAUGGAGGGCGCGAUCCGAGUGCCGAAGGAGUACUCGGUACGGAUUUUAGAGCGUUCCACAGCUCGGUCAGACCUAAUACGGCAACAGUGGGAUGAGGCGCAGCGAGAUGGGUAUGUUUUGCGAGGGGUGCAUGUUGAUGUGAAUGGAGGAGUCCGAGCAGCAUCAAAGAAGGUUGAGUAG
Penicillium roqueforti is the source of this 1725-nucleotide messenger RNA. RefSeq names its product cytochrome P450. The coding region runs from base 1 to 1725 and encodes 574 amino acids. The record is from RefSeq and is a predicted model, not a curated record. The transcript has 2 exons. Lineage: Eukaryota; Fungi; Ascomycota; Eurotiomycetes; Eurotiales; Aspergillaceae. Gene Ontology annotation, molecular function: monooxygenase activity; iron ion binding; oxidoreductase activity, acting on paired donors, with incorporation or reduction of molecular oxygen.